GCGAAGAAAGUGACGAAAUAAAAAGGAAGACAGGCCUCGGACGUCCCCAGUAAUGUCCUGAUUUCCAGGGUCCCUGAACACCAACCACCCUCGUCGAAUCGCAAGCAAGCCUAGAAUCUGAGUGUACGGGGGCGGAAUAGUUUCGCCUCGCUUUCGCCAUGCAGUUUGCCGUGCCUCCUCGGAGGAACCUCCAGAGUCCUUACGGUCGAGCCCCUCGGUUCUCCCUCCAGCGUCGGAAACAACUCAAGGCUGUUGGUAUUCUGGCCUUUGCGCUCCUCGCGGUCUUCUUCCUUCUCUCGCAGCUGUUCUACACCAGCACCGGCACCUCGGCAGUCCCCGCCGGAACCCCCAGCGUCGUCAUCGUCACAGUCCUCGACAGGGCGCUCUUCAGCGAUGCCUAUAUCCAGAAGAUCAUCAAGAACAGGGAAGACUACGCCAAGCGACAUGGCUAUACCAACUACUUCGCGAACGUCGCCGACUACGAAUCGUCGCUGGAAGGUGCGCCGCGCAGCUGGGUGCUCGUCCCCGCCGUCCGCCACGCGAUGGCAUCCAACCCGUACUCGAAGUUCUUCUUCCACCUCGACGCCCACGCGCUCUUCAUGAACCCGAGCCAGUCGCUAGAAUCGCACGUCCUCGACAAGAGCCGUCUGGAGUCGCUGAUGCGCAAGGAUGUCCCCGUCGUGCCGCCCGAUAGCAUCAUCAAGACGUACGCGCAUCUGCGCGCCGAAGACGUCGAUCUGAUCGUCUCCACGGACAGCGAUGACUUGAGCUCGGGGAGCUUUCUCAUUCGACAGGGCGAGUUCUCGCGCUUCUUCUUGGAUAUUUGGUUUGACCCGUUGUAUCGGAGCUAUAAUUUUGCUAGGGCGGAGACGCACUCGUUGGACCAUCUCGUCCAGUGGCAUCCGACCAUCCUGGCCCGGCUGGCUCUCAUCCCCCAGCGGGCAAUCAACGCCUACAGCCGAGACUCCACGGGCGCCGUGGCAGACGGGACUUACAAAGACGGGGACUUGAUCAUUCGGUUCAACGGGUGUGACACCGAACCCAGCCGGAGCUGUGAGAAGGAGAUGGACCCGUACUACCAACUUUGGGCGAAGAAGCUGAAGAAUGAAUGAAAGAGAGCCACCAAGUGAUUCAUUCUCCUUUCAGCUUCACCCUGUGACUGUACAAUUAGGAACGUGGUUUCAAUACUUUUUAUGGGUUGGCUAUGUGGAGUUAGGGUUGGGUUGUGGUAGGGGGGUUUGUUCAUGUGGUUUUUUUUUCGAUGGGGUUUUUUGUUUGUUUCUUUUACUCGGUGUUCUUGGUGCAG
This is a messenger RNA of Aspergillus candidus, 1306 nucleotides long. Its product is annotated as putative alpha-1,6-mannosyltransferase subunit. Gene Ontology annotation, biological process: protein N-linked glycosylation. Bases 159 to 1112 code for a protein of 317 amino acids. The record is from RefSeq and is a predicted model, not a curated record. NCBI's taxonomy places the organism in Eukaryota, Fungi, Ascomycota, Eurotiomycetes, Eurotiales, Aspergillaceae. Gene Ontology annotation, cellular component: mannan polymerase complex; Golgi membrane. Gene Ontology annotation, molecular function: alpha-1,6-mannosyltransferase activity. The transcript has 3 exons.